Molecule: messenger RNA, 4031 nt
Organism: Bolinopsis microptera
Lineage: Eukaryota; Metazoa; Ctenophora; Tentaculata; Lobata; Bolinopsidae
Product: regulator of nonsense transcripts 2-like
Exons: 25
Coding region: 254-3448 (1064 amino acids)
Biological process (GO): nuclear-transcribed mRNA catabolic process, nonsense-mediated decay
Cellular component (GO): cytoplasm; exon-exon junction complex
Molecular function (GO): RNA binding; protein binding
Source: RefSeq, a predicted model, not a curated record
GAGUUGAACAUCAUGUGAGGGAAUUAAGAGGCUCUCAGAGUAAAGAUAACCAAGUCACACAUCCAGUCAGUUUAUACACUCAUCAACCCUGGAGUCUUCAAUCGUGGAAUCCACCGAGGCCGAGGCCGAGGAGAAUACUCCUGCAGGUUGGGAGGACGGUGAAGAUGCCCGAGAUAGAGAGGAUGAAUCUAAAGCUAUAGAGUUCGAGAGAGCUGCUGAGGCUAGACACUCGGAGAAGGUUGCCUCCCGUCAGAUGAACCUUGAUGCUAAAGCGCACCACCCGCCUGAUUCCUUCUUCAGAAGUCUAGACAGCUCGGUGAAGAAGAACAGUGUGUUUGUCAAGAAACUCAGCUCGCUUACCGAACAGAGCAGAGACAAGUUGGUAUCUGAUCUGAACUCGCUUAAUCUCACCAAGUAUAUCGAGGAGGUGGUCAAUGCUAUCUGCUCAGCUAAGUUGAAGAUGCAAGACAUGAACUGUGCCAUACACCUCUGCUCGCUUCUCCACAGAAGGUACAGUGACUUCUCUCUACUCCUCCUGAAAACUCUGCAACAUGCUCUCAACAACCUCCACAAAGAUGAUAAGGUAUCAAGAGUUCGUAUAGAGCUGCGUUUACUUGGACAAAUGUUAGUUCUGGGGAUCAUCACCGAUCAGAAGGAGGGCUUCACUCUUCUUCAUAACACACUCUGCAAGAUCGUCGAGAACGAUAAGGACAAGUUGGAGUUUUUACCGGCGAUGGUGUCCUUUGUUAAACACUGCGGAGUAGACAUUCUGGGAGUCCAGUCUACCAAAAACAGGCAGCUGAUAGAGCAACAUAACAUCACAGUUCCUGCCAUAAAGAUACUGUCAAAAGAUAAGCAGCAGAUAUUUGCUGAUCUCCUGAAAGAGUACAGCUCUGCUGUGAUAUUAUCUCUGGUUAGACUCCACAACAAGCUCAUGAAGUGCCUCAAGCACAACAAGAAAACUCUGCUAAUGAAAGGUGAAAUUUCUGCGGAGAAGAUAGAGCUAUCAGAGAAGCUAGCUGCUCAGCACAGCAAACUCCUGAUGAACGCCACCACACUCGCGGAACUGCUCGACAUUAUCAUACCCGACCUGCCCAACUUGCAAGCACUGGAUGACGAUGAAAUGGACUGUAACUCUCCUGCUAACGCUAACUCUGAUUUGGGUGACAUAAGUUUGUGGGAGGAUGAGGACCAGAAAACAUUUUACCGAGAUAUUCUGGACCUGACUGGAAUUGUACCUCAAAUACUUUACAAAAAGGAUAAAGCGAAGGCUGAUCAAAAAGCCAAAGAAGAGGAAGAAUCUAAGAAAAAGGAAGAGGAAGAGAAGGAUAAGGAUAAGGAUAAGGAUAAGGAAGAAGAGAAGGAGGAAGAAAUAACUGAAGAGGUUUUGGAGGAAGAGUUCAAGAAACUGAAUAUCGAGGAGGAAGAUGAUGAUGAUGAGGAGGAAGAGGAGAUUGUUGUAACGGAGACGACACAAAACGCCAACAACAAAGAGGACCCUGAUGGGUUUGGAACCAGCACUAUUACUAUCAGUAAUAAGGCUAUGAUGGAGAGUUUCAUUGCCAAACUCUCCAAUAUUAGCAACCGUGAUCUUGUUAACGAGGUUGCACAAGAGUUCUGUUUGAAGUUGAACACCAAAAGUAACCGAAAGAAGCUAGUGAGGGCACUGUACGGUGUAUCAAGAAACAGGUUAGAUCUGUUGCCUUUCCACGGCCGCCUAGUCAGAACUCUGUCCCCUAUCUUACCUGAUAUCCCAACGGACUUGUUCACCCUUCUGAAGAAAGAGUUUAUCUAUCAUUUAAGGAAGAAAGAUCAGAAUAACCUUGAGACAAAAGUGAAGAAUAUCCGAUUUAUUGGGGAACUCUGCAAAUUUGAGAUGUGCGAGAAUUCGGAUGCUCUCUGGUGCCUACGAGUUUUGCUAGAGCAGUUCACACAUCACAACAUUGAGAUAGCCUGCAGUCUGGUGGAAUGUUGCGGAAGAUACCUCUUCAGAUCUCCGGAAACUCAUCUGAAAACUAACCAUCUUCUUGACCAAAUGAUGCGGAAGAAAGCUGUUCACAACUUGGAUACAAGGCAGAUUACUAUGGUUGAGAAUGCGUACUAUUAUUGUAACCCACCUGAUCGUGUGGCUUAUGUUAAGAAAGUUAGACCUCCACUUCACGAGUACAUAAGGAAACUUUUGAUCAAAGACCUCAACAAGAAUAACAUCGAGAAAAUACUCCGACAGUUCAGAAAACUCCCUUGGCAAGACGAUGAAGUAGCAAUGUACGCUGUCAAAUGUUUGUGCAGAGUUUGGAACGUUAAGUACAAUAACAUCUACUGUGUGGCAUCUCUGCUGGCCGGACUUGCCCAGUUUCAGGAGACAGUUGGUAUCCUGGUGGUGGACAAUGUUCUAGAAGCUAUGCGUAUAGGCAUGGAGAUAAACCAGCCUCAGUACAACCAGAGGAGGAUCUCUGAAGCGAAACUCCUGGGAGAACUGUAUAACUAUAGGAUGAUUGAGAGUAAUAUUAUUUUCAAUUCUCUUUAUCUCGUUAUCUCCUUCGGAGCUCUACCUGAUGGAACGAACCCGAUUGACCAGCCCGCUGACAUGAUAAGAACGAGAAUAGUUAUCACUAUACUGGAGACUUGUGGGCAAUAUUUCGAGAAGGGGUCUCUUAAGAAGAAGUGUGAUAUCUUCUUACUCUUCUUCCAGAAAUACCUGUUUACGAAAGUACAGCCACUCCCAAUAGACGUGGAGUACAGCAUACAGGAUACUCUGGAAAGCAUCCGACCUAACAUUACCAUGUACCCUUCUGUCGCUGAGGUGGAUCUGGCUAUUGCUGAGAUAUCUCCGCAACUAAAGAACCUUCUAGGAAGUCAAGAAGACGCAGAAGAAACAGAAGAGGACGAGGAUACGGAGACUGAAGACCAGGGACCAGGAGAAGAGACACCCGAUGAGAACGAGGAGGAGCUCCAACUCAACAAGAAACUUGAGACAGUAAAGUGCGAGGAGGAUGACGAGUUCAUCGCAGAACUGGAGCGUACUAUGACGUCAGAACUGACCGGGAGAAAGAUGGACAGUACAGUUAACAAAGUAAACAGUAGUGACCUUGCCCUGCCUAUGAAUAGGGGCUUCAAAGGACACAAGAUUGAGGGAAACUCCGUGCAGUUCAGUGUCAUGAUAAAGAAAGGUUCCAAACAACAAUUCAAGAAGAUGGAUAUUCCAGUGGAGUCUGACUUUGCAAGUAACCUGUUUGACAAGCAGAAAGCAGCGGUUAGGGAACGAGAGGAGAUGAAAAGGCUGGUGUUGAGUCAGGAGAUGAGACAAGAAGAAGAGGAGCUAAUGGCUGAACAGUUGGAUCAGCACAAGACUUCCGGUGUGACCUACCGAGCUGGGGAACGGAAACAAAAACCCAGGAAAGCUCCACAGCUUACGACAGACAUGUUCAACUUCAGCAGUGCCAAAUAACUCCCACGUGCCGAGUAACUCCCACGUGAUAUUUCAGACGAAUCUUGUGAUAGUGAUCUUUGGUCGCUGAGUCUAGAAUUAUGAAUCGGAGAACAAGAAAGGGGGAAUUGUUGCGCUGCGCUGAUGAAAUACUGGGCUUAGUACUGGUAAGACGAAACUGAUAAAUGUUCUUGGUUGAAAGUCCGAAGUGAGGCUUCAGGAAUGAUAGAAAAUAUUUAUAACAUAAACAAUAAUUUAUUCUAUUUUUAAUAUGUUCAAUUAGCGGACAUCUAUCGAAUUUUAAUCUCCUUACAUUGAUUGAAUAGUGCUUUAGGGUAAAAUGUUACAUGUUAGAUCCUGGUCAACGAACGGACAGAGGACUUUCAUAUUACGUCUUGAAUUGUGUCUUAAAAUCCUUGCGUCUUUCCUCUUUUUCUUUUCGACUUUUAAUUAGAUUCAAAUAAUUCGAGUAGCUUAAAUCACUGUUGGGACAGUCUACAAAUUCUUAUACGAGUUAAAUUUGUCGUAUGUCAGAUGGAUCUGUGAUAAUAUGUCAAGAUGGUAAAUGUAACCUAAUAACAUUACUUACAUUUUAUUUUCAAAA